GGAAAGUCCUGUUUUACUGUAUGGGCUGGGAAAACAAAUACUAACACCUUUUUUUGCAGCUCCAUUGUGGACUGAAUACAUAAAUAGGCUGGUCAUUAAGUCACCAGGAUACAAAAUGAGCAAACCAAUGUCUGCGCAAGGCAUGUCCAAAAUGGACGAGGCAAAGAAUGUGAAGGAUGAGAAUAAGCUGUACUUGCACGAGGGGAUCCUCUACUCUACAAUCAUGAGCCCCCCAGAAAAUCUUAAAGGCCUGAAGGAGCUGGAGGGCAGACCCAAUGACAUUUUACUGGUGGCCUACCCAAAAUGUGGGUUCAACUGGAUGGUUGCUGUGCUACGCAAAAUCAUGGCUGCAGCCUCUGGGCAACAAGAACUGUCUCAAAUACCUCCACUGAUGGAGUUUUUCUCUCCGGACAUGCAGAAGGUGGUGGGAGAAAUGCCCUCUCCGCGGUUACUGGGCACACAUUUGCACCCUGAUAACAUCCCUGGCACUUUUAUUGCGAAGAAAACAAAGAUGCUGGUUGUGUUCCGAAACCCAAAAGAUACAGUCGUAUCAUACUACCACUUCAUGAACACAAACCCUGUUUUGCCUAAUGCCAAAUCCUGGGAUUCAUUUUUCACAGACUUCAUGGAGGGUGAAGUGGCUUGGGGCUCUUACUUCAACCAUGCCCUCGCCUGGGAGAAACUAAUGGACAAUCCUAACAUAUUGAUGGUCACUUAUGAGCAAAUGAAGGAGAAUCUAGGUCAGGGGGUGCAGCAGAUAUCCAAGUUCUUUGAUUUCCCAUUGACUGAAGAGCAAGUCCAGACAAUUGCAGGGCAGAGCACCUUCAAUGCUAUGAAGGAAAGUUCCAAGAACACCCAUGGAAAACAUGGCAAUGUGUUUUUCCGAAAAGGUGAAGUUGGAGAUUGGAAGAACCAUCUAAGUGAAGCCCAAAGUAAACAGAUGGAUGAGAAGUUUGAGAAGCACCUGGCUCACACUAAACUAGGGGCUAAGUUAAAAUAUGAUAUUUACUGCAAGUAGGGAGUUGAAAUUUCCAGAUCCAAUGCAGAAUGAGCAUGUUCAGAAGAUUGAAAUAGAAAAAUGUUGCUCAUGUCUACAGUAGGCCUAAACCUUCUGUAAGAAUACUCAAAGAUACAUUUAUAGCGCAGAGAACUAGAGAUCAAUGCAACUAGUUGUUUUUCAGUUCAGCAUCUGUUUCGAAUCUGUGUAUGGGGUUCCAGUUUGGACUCAUAGCUACACGUGGCAAGUUCUCAUUGGUCCAAACUAUCUACACAUUAAAGCCUGAAACGGGAUCCUUUGUAUUCGGCCAAUUUUACUGCAAGAAAUUCUAAUUGGUUAUUAACCACAGGCUAGGUUUUAGUAUAAACUACAUCCUGUCUCUUUGUUCAAUGAAGAAACAACAAGAACAGGGAAGAAUGAACAUCAACCAUCCACUUUCCAGCAUAACAACUAUGAUUUAUUUAUUUUUGAAUUAAUAUAUUUUUCUCCCCCUUAUUUGUUUUGAGGUCUGUGUUGUCGGAAAAAUAACAUAAACAGAAUAACCAACCAAAUUUUCCAGCGGUAUUUGCAGUGUUUUUCUUCUAUUUUGACCAGAAUAUGAAUAGUAAAUUGAUACGAAUUUCAGAAUAAUUUAGUUAGUUUUGGAAUAAAUCAUAACUUCAUUUUGUUGGGUGUUACAGAAACUAUGUCUGUCUCCAUAAAUGUUGAUUUAGCUUGUUUGACUUCAGACUGUAAUAACCCAAUGGAACUGUAGCUAUGCAAUGGAUGAAAGAAGGGACUAGCUUUAUAGACUGUUGCUUUAUUCUUAUCCAGAGAAUCGUGUUAAUGCAACUGCACUAAGAACAUGUAUGGGCUGCAUCCCAACACUCUGAACCAUUUUUUAUUUUUUUAUUUCACCUUUAUUUAACCAGGUAGGCCAGUUGAGAGCAGGUUUUUGUUUACAACCGUGACCUGGCCAACAUAAAGCAAAGCAGUGCGACACAAACAACAACACAGAGUUACAAAGGAAUAAACAAACGUACAGUCAAUAACACAAUAGAAAACAGUGUGUGCAAAUGGCGUAAGGAUGUGUAAGGCAAUAAAUAGGCCAUAGUAGCGAAGUAAUUACAAGUUAGCAAAUUAACACUGCCUUGAUAGAUGUGCCAAUGAUGAUGUGCAAGUAGAAAUACUGGUGUGCAAAAGAGCAAAUAAACGCAAAUAAAAACAAUAUGGGAAUGAGGUAGGUAGUUGGAUGGGCUAUUUACAGAUGGGAUGAGUACAGCUGCAAGCUGCUCAGAUAGCUGAUGCUUAAAGUUUGUGAGGGAGAUAUAAGUCUCCAACUUCAGCGAUUUUUGCAAUUCGUUCCAGUCAUUGGCAGCAGAGAACUGGAAGGAAAGGUGCCCAAAGAGGUGUUGGCUUUGGGGAUGACCAGUGAGAUAUACAUACUGGAGCAUGUGCUACGGGUGGGUGUUGUUAUGGUGACCAGUGAGCUGAGAUAAGGCGGAGCUUUACCUAGCAAAGACUUGUAGAUGACCUGGAGCCAGUGGGUCUGGCGACUAAUAUGUAGCGAGGGCCAGCUGAUGACAGCAUACAGGUCGUAGUGGUGGGUGGUAUAUGGGGCUUUGAUGACAAAACGGAUGGUACUGUGAUUAGCAAUGUUGUAGACUGAUGCUGAAACUGAUUCUGAAGUCAAAUAAACUUUACUCUACAAAAGUAGGCUCAACUACCAUGGUUUUCCAUGCAAUAAAUACAAAAUAUGGGAAGUAGCCCAAAAACUGAUCAUAGCGCAAAUGUUAUAACAUUUGUGUGUGUUGCUCAAAACUCAUUAUGGGGUUGGUUAUUAUUGUGACAUGUGCUCCCUCUCCAGGUCACCAGGUUGCUUCUUAUUGCGCAAAGCGUCACGAGCAUCAGCGCCCAAUGACACUCACCUGGACUCCAUCACCCCCUUGAUUAUCUGCCCUAUAUAUGUCACUCCCUUUGGUUCCUUCCCCAGGCAUUAUUGUUUCUGUUUCAUGUCUGUGCGUUGUUUGUGUUUCUUGUUUCGUAUUAUGUUUCGUUCAUUUAUUAAAUUAUUCACUCCCUGAA
Molecule: messenger RNA, 3061 nt
Organism: Oncorhynchus nerka (sockeye salmon)
Lineage: Eukaryota; Metazoa; Chordata; Actinopteri; Salmoniformes; Salmonidae
Product: sulfotransferase 6B1-like
Exons: 7
Coding region: 116-1018 (300 amino acids)
Biological process (GO): sulfation
Cellular component (GO): cytoplasm
Molecular function (GO): sulfotransferase activity
Source: RefSeq, a predicted model, not a curated record